Molecule: messenger RNA, 755 nt
Organism: Triticum aestivum (bread wheat)
Lineage: Eukaryota; Viridiplantae; Streptophyta; Magnoliopsida; Poales; Poaceae
Product: probable polyamine transporter At3g13620
Biological process (GO): transmembrane transport
Cellular component (GO): membrane
Molecular function (GO): transmembrane transporter activity
Source: RefSeq, a predicted model, not a curated record
CAGGCAUCAUCGGGGGACCAUGGCUAAAGUACUGGACGGGGGCUGGCGCAGUGAUCUCCUCCAUAGGCAUGUUUGAGGCCCAGAUGAGCAGCGGUGCAUUUCAACUCCUUGGCAUGGCGGACCUGGGCCUCCUCCCGACCAUCUUCUCCCAUCGCGGCGCCCGCACUAGGACCCCAUGGGUUGCCAUCACCGCAUCGACCGUCAUAACGAUCGCCGUCUCCUUCCUUGGGUUCGAUGACGUCAUAGCGACAUCCAACUUCAUGUAUGGCCUCGGCACGUUGCUUGAGUUCGCAUCCUUUCUAUGGCUCCGAGUUAGGCAUCCUGCACAGAAACGUCCCUACCGCGUGCCGCUACCAGUUCCCGCACUUGUCGUCAUGUGCAUUGUGCCAUUAUCGUUCCUCGCCUACGUGUGUGUGGUGGCCGGGUGGAGGGUACUCGCCAUCGCCGCGGGGCUGACCACACUCGGCGUUGGGUGGCACGGUGUCAUGAGGAUGUGUAGAGUCAAGAAGUUGCUUAGUUUCAACAAUGUUUAGUGGUUUCAGUUGAAUAAGAUGGUACCACACAUAUUGCUGCUAAGGGUUGUAAUAUAUUUGAAUGAUAUUCGGGUGUGUCGAACAUGAAUAUUAUGAUUGAUAAUUUGGGAAUUGACCCUUAAAGUACAUAUGAUUAUUGUAUAGUUCUAAACUAUUUUGUAAGUAUAUAAGUUGAGUAAUGAAAUGAAAAUGCAUGUGCUUCUUCCCAUGCAUGGUUGCAAA